AUGGCCAAGUCCAAGAACUCCUCGCAGCACAACCAGUCGCGCAAGGCGCACCGUAACGGGAUCAAGAAGCCCAAGACAGCCAGGUACCCUUCGCUCAAGGGCACUGACCCUAAGUUCCGUCGCAACCACCGCCAUGCUCUUCACGGCACCGCCAGGGCUCUGAAGGAGAAGAGGGAGGCUGACAAGGCUUGA
Verticillium nonalfalfae is the source of this 192-nucleotide messenger RNA. RefSeq names its product 60S ribosomal protein L29 (gene RPL29). Bases 1 to 192 code for a protein of 63 amino acids. NCBI's taxonomy places the organism in Eukaryota, Fungi, Ascomycota, Sordariomycetes, Glomerellales, Plectosphaerellaceae. The record is from RefSeq and is a predicted model, not a curated record. The transcript is spliced from 4 exons. Gene Ontology annotation, molecular function: structural constituent of ribosome. Gene Ontology annotation, cellular component: cytosolic large ribosomal subunit; ribosome. Gene Ontology annotation, biological process: cytoplasmic translation.